CUCAACUUAGAUACAGCUGCUCAUUCAGACAUCCCAGCAUUUUGAUGGCCUAUUUUGCUUCAACGCCCGAGUACAAGACCCAGGAAGCUCAUGAAGAGUAUGCUGAAGAUCAACUCCAGGACUGCCGUUUUGUGUACGAAGAUCCUGACAAUGAAGAGCAACCUGGCGCAUUUUUAUCAGAGUAUAUCUUAUGCAUUUUCGCCUCCCAUCUCAGCGCAAUAUCUGGGAAAGUGAGGGUUGAUGACCUGGUUGAAUUCGGGAAGCCUGGGUAUCUGACCGCACUUGCGCUUGCUGCCGCAGCAGUAAGUGCCCAAAUUUUCCCUCUUUCACUCUCUAUCUUGCGCCAGCAGAACAUUAACUAGUGUAUUUACAGGCUGAACGCGCUCUCAUCCU
Suillus paluster is the source of this 393-nucleotide messenger RNA. RefSeq lists its product as uncharacterized. NCBI's taxonomy places the organism in Eukaryota, Fungi, Basidiomycota, Agaricomycetes, Boletales, Suillaceae. The record is from RefSeq and is a predicted model, not a curated record. The coding region runs from base 45 to 362 and encodes 105 amino acids. The transcript has 2 exons.